AAGAUUAGUGUGUGGGCCCAAUGCCAUUGAGGUAGAAAUCCAGCCCAUAUGGAAGCUGCUUAUUAAACAGGUUUUAAAUCCAUUCUACGUGUUCCAAGCCUUUACCCUAACUUUGUGGCUGUCUCAAGGUUACAUAGAAUACUCUGUGGCCAUCAUCAUCUUGUCUAUUAUCUCCAUUGUCUUAAGUGUGUAUGAUUUGCGACAGCAAUCAGUGAAGCUGCACAACCUUGUGGAGGAUCACAACAAAGUCCAGGUUACAGUCAUGGUAAAGGACAAAGGUUUGCAGAAGCUGGAAUCCCAUCUCUUGGUUCCUGGGGAUACUCUUAUUCUUCCAGGAAAAACUUCAUUGCCAUGUGAUGCUAUCCUGAUUGAUGGAAGCUGUGUGGUGACUGAAGGCAUGCUCACAGGAGAAAGCAUACCUGUCACAAAGAUGCCACUGCCCCAUACGGAGAACACCGUGGCCUGGAAAUCCCACAGCUUGGAGGACUAUCGGAAACAUGUCCUUUUCUGCGGGACAGAAGUUAUCCAGGUCAAGCCGUCUGGGCAGGAGCCAGUGAGAGCAGUUGUUUUGCAAACAGGUUACAAUACUGCCAAAGGGGACUUGGUGAGAUCCAUCCUCUAUCCCCGACCUCUGAACUUCAAGCUAUACAAUGAUGCCUUCAAGUUUAUAGUGUUCCUGGCCUUCCUUGGCAUUGUGGGUUUCUUCUAUGCCCUUGGUGUAUAUAUGUACCAUGGAGUAAGUACUGGGGGUUUCUCCAAGAGACACGGCAACCAUGGCCCUGCUUCUCCUCACUGUGACUGUCCCUCCUGUGCUACCAGCUGCCCUGACCACAGGAAUCGUGUAUGCACAAAAGAGGCUGAAGAAAAAGAAAAUCUUCUGUAUUUCCCCACAGAGAAUCAAUAUGUGUGGACAAAUAAACCUCGUGUGCUUUGACAAAGUAUGAUCUAAACUUUCCUGAUUGGAGGUUGAUUUCAAGGCAGAGCAGAGCUGGGAAAGGCCUCCAAAUGAAUGCCUGGUUCACUGCUCUCAUUUUACAUAUAGGAACACUGAGGCCAGAGAAGGUCACACAGUGGGCUAGUGGUGAGACCAUGCUCUACAAGCCCACUGUACAGAGUCCUAAGGAAGUGGUUUAGCUAUAUCACAUCAUAA
Molecule: messenger RNA, 1150 nt
Organism: Panthera uncia (snow leopard)
Lineage: Eukaryota; Metazoa; Chordata; Mammalia; Carnivora; Felidae
Product: probable cation-transporting ATPase 13A5
Exons: 7
Biological process (GO): intracellular calcium ion homeostasis; polyamine transmembrane transport
Cellular component (GO): late endosome membrane
Molecular function (GO): polyamine transmembrane transporter activity; P-type transmembrane transporter activity
Source: RefSeq, a predicted model, not a curated record